AUGACAUUCAUUGUCAACGGAGUGCCAUUGGAAAUGGAGUUAGACUCAGGUUCUCCAGUUUCCAUAAUCUCGAAGGACACCUACCUGCAGCACCAAGGAGCUUUGCCAGUGCUUUCGCAGACAGACGUCAAGCUCAACUGCAUACGUGGAACCAUACCGGUGCAGGGAACGUUGUCUGUCCAUGUACGUCUAGGCAAAACUGCAAGUCAGCAGACACUGCUUGUGGUAGCUUGCAAGAGUCCCAGCUUAUGCGGUAGAGAUUGGCUUGCAACCUUCAAUCUUCUGCCACGCCAAGUAAACGGAACGCAGAUGGAUUGUGCCACAGUAGAGAUCGUACGUGCGAUGCUCUUGGAAUUUGAAGGCAUUUUCAAACCGGGGUGUGGGACACUAAAAGGACCACCAGUGCAUGUCAAGGUUCGACCUGAUGCGGAACCACGGUACUACAGGCCUCGUUCAGUGCCAUAUGCACUUCGAGUCAAGGUUGAAGAAGAACUUCAGCGGCUGGAACAUGAAAACAUAAUCACGCCAGUGGACCAUUCCGAUUGGGCUUCACCAAUAGUGCCAGUUCUAAAAGCGGAUGGGCAAAGUGUCAGGAUCUGCGGCGACUAUAAGAUCGGAGUCAAUCCAGCAGUGGUGACAACACAGUACCCAUUACCUAAAGUGGAAGAUAUAUUUGCGUCAUUUCAAGGUGGGGUCAAGUUUUCCAAACUGGAUUUUCGAGAGGCUUACAACCAAGUCCCAGUGGAUGAAGAGACCAGCAAGCUACUGGUCAUCAACACGCACAGAGGUCUCUUUGCCUACAAUCGCCUGGCAUACGGCGAAUCCUCAGCCCCUGCCCUCUUCCAAAGAUGA
Messenger RNA from Rhipicephalus sanguineus (brown dog tick), 852 nucleotides. RefSeq lists its product as uncharacterized. The record is from RefSeq and is a predicted model, not a curated record. Lineage: Eukaryota; Metazoa; Arthropoda; Arachnida; Ixodida; Ixodidae. The transcript has a single exon. Gene Ontology annotation, biological process: proteolysis. Gene Ontology annotation, molecular function: aspartic-type endopeptidase activity. Bases 1 to 852 code for a protein of 283 amino acids.